This is a messenger RNA of Ceraceosorus guamensis, 1703 nucleotides long. RefSeq lists its product as hypothetical. Bases 205 to 1491 code for a protein of 428 amino acids. The transcript is spliced from 2 exons. Lineage: Eukaryota; Fungi; Basidiomycota; Exobasidiomycetes; Ceraceosorales; Ceraceosoraceae. The record is from RefSeq and is a predicted model, not a curated record.
AGCUCAGUAGCGGAUCGAAAGCAGACAGGGGAUGGGACCUCAGCGAUCUCGAAAGGAGGUCAGGACACUUCCUCUUCUGGCACCAUCUCCGCCGCUGCAGCAGGCCCUGCUGUCAGCAGCCCGACCAUACCCAUAGGCUUCGGUGCUAACAAUCUCGCAGCACCAGGCCAGAGGCUGCCUCGGCAAAAUCUCGUGAUUCGGGCCAUGGUAUCACUUGGAUGGGCCGCGCGAUCGCCAGAAUCUUUGGUGCCGGAUGAAAGGUCUCGGCUGCAGCGUGAGAUGGCCCGACUUGCACCAAUGGAUGACGCAAUGAGGCGCUCCAUCGGCAGUCAACAGAACGGGCUGGAACCAGACAUCAGUGCUCUGCAAGCCGCUGCCAAAGCCCAACAAGACGCUAAGCACGCACCUGUCACCAAUAAGCGUCCGCGACAAGUGUCGUUCUCGAUGCAUCAGCAAGGAGCGGAAGGCUCAUCGAGCGAGGCCGGCCCUUCAGAUCUUCGAAAACAUCCUCCGCAAAACCCGCAGCAGCGCAGCUAUGAUGCGUCACAGCAAGUACACACGGCAAAUCCACGAAGCCCUUCACCGCAUUUGGGGCGUACGCCAUCUCCGAUCUCGAUGGAGAAUAUGCCAAGCGUUGGAACUUUAGCUGAGCAAGCGCGCGAUUUCGAACAACAGCAGGCCCUGGCCCGGAGCCUGCAGCAUCAGUCGAGGACCAUGAUGAAUUCAGCACCUCGGACGCCAGGCCCGCCACCACCAGAAGGUCCACCUUGGCAAUUUGGAGAUUUGCUUGGUGUCCCUCGCGAGCUUCACCUUCCCAGUCAUCCUCAAAGUCACGCCUCAGGCAGCGCCACUAUGUCUAAAUCGGAUUCGGCCUUUGAAAGAGCUACUGCCGACGCGCGAUCACAGCUGACGGCUCAAAUCCAAUCACUGCAGAAUCAGAGCCCUAACGGGGUGCGGACACCAGGGACCGAGGCUCAAAUCCAUCAACUUAGAAGGCUGCAAGGACGACUGGCACAGCAGAAUACUUCCAGAAGUCCUACUAUGCCAGAAACACCUCCGCGCUCGGACAUUGUUGUCAAUGCGGCCCAUUUGCGAACGCCAGGAUCUUCGGGUACAUCUCAGUCCAACGCUUUCCACUUUAUGGGACCGCCGUACGACUCGAGUCCGUCGAACUGCCAUUUCGAGCCUCACGUGGCAGUCCCGCUCACAAAUCAUCAUCUCAACGAGAAUGACAAUGAACGGGGACAAUACCAAGGUAGUGGUGCGGUGACGACAUCGUCAGCACCAAUGAGCAUGCCCGUCUUCUCAGGACAGCAGCAACAUCUUCCAAACCAUCCGAACAUGCAAAAUAUCGCCUCGAGUGGCUUUGCUCAUCAUGGCGAUCCUUUUGACGGUCUUGCCCCUCUGCUGGUGCAUCAGGAUCCGAAUUACGCCGCCACCAGCGGCAUCGACUUCUCUUUCGGUCAAGAUCCCCGGCUCUUGCCUCCGUGAAAGGCUCCGGUCGGGGCUUCCCACCUUCGCACCGGAGCUCGACAACAUUUCCUGCCCAGCGCGCCGUGGCUCAGAUGGCUCGUCUCUCAGCUCGGCGUGAUGCGCCACUGUGGAACCUUCGAGCACCUUUUUGCAGCCAUUCCAGUCCAUCCACCUCGCGUCUUCGCAAACCUAGUCAUCCUUGCUAUGCUCACUGCGUCUUUGCUACCUGC